Molecule: messenger RNA, 1317 nt
Organism: Penicillium diatomitis
Lineage: Eukaryota; Fungi; Ascomycota; Eurotiomycetes; Eurotiales; Aspergillaceae
Product: mannose-1-phosphate guanylyltransferase
Exons: 4
Coding region: 1-1317 (438 amino acids)
Biological process (GO): biosynthetic process
Cellular component (GO): cytoplasm
Molecular function (GO): transferase activity
Source: RefSeq, a predicted model, not a curated record
AUGGUUAACGUCCCAAUUCGGGGUGAUUCUCACCACUCCUCCACCAAGGCUAUCAUCUUGGUCGGAGGUCCUUCUCGUGGUACUCGCUUCCGCCCGCUGUCGCUCGAUGUCCCCAAGCCCCUGUUCGAAGUCGCUGGUCAUCCCAUCAUCAAUCACUGCCUGAAGGCUGUCGCCAAGGUCGAUGAUGUGCGCGAAGUCAUCCUGAUCGGAUACUACGACGAGUCUGUCUUCCGGGACUUCAUCAAAGAAGCGGCAAAGGAGUUCCCCCAGUUCCGCAUUCAGUAUCUCCGCGAAUACACGGCGUUGGGUACCGCGGGUGGUUUGUACCACUUUCGUGAUGCGAUCCUCAAGGGCAAGCCCGAACGUCUUUUGGUGCUGAAUGCCGAUGUCUGCUGCUCAUUCCCUCUGGGCGAGAUGCUGCGGUUGUUCGAGGAAAAGGAUGCGGAGGCCGUCAUCCUGGGUACGCGCGUCACCAACGAAGCCGCGUCCAACUUUGGCUGCAUCGUGUCCGAUUCCCAUACCAAGCGUGUCCUGCACUACGUUGAAAAGCCCGAGUCGCACAUCUCCAACUUGAUCAAUUGCGGGGUCUACCUUUUCGCGACGGAGUGUAUCUUCCCCGCCAUUCGCAGCGCCAUCAAACGCCGCACCACCCGCCCUCGCUUCCUUUCCUACCCCUCCACGGACAACCUCGAGUCAUCCUUCGUCGCUGGUGAUGAUGAGGAUGGUGAAAAGAACGAGGUUCUGCGCUUGGAGCAGGACAUUCUCUCCGAUCUGGCCGACAGCAACCGGUUCUUUGUGCACGAGACGAAGGACUUCUGGCGUCAGAUCAAGACUGCUGGUUCCGCCGUGCCUGCCAACGCGCUCUACCUUCAGAAGGCCUUCCAGGCACAGUCCGAGGAGCUGACUGCUCCCUCUGCGACCAUUGUGCCCCCAGUCUUCAUCCACCCCACUGCCACCGUGGACCCCACCGCCAAGCUCGGCCCGAACGUCUCGAUUGGUGCCCGUGUGGUCGUUGGCGCCGGUGCUCGUAUCAAGGACGCCAUCGUCUUGGAAGACUCAGAGAUCCGUCAUGAUGCCUGCGUGAUGCAUUCCAUCAUCGGCUGGAGUAGCCGCGUCGGUGCCUGGGCUCGUGUGGAAGGUACCCCCAUCCCCUUGGGCAGCCACUCCACUAGCAUCAUCAAGCAGGGCGUGAAGGUGCAGAGCAUCACCAUUCUCGGCAAGGAAUGCGCUGUCGGCGACGAGGUCCGCGUGCAGAACUGUGUGUGCCUGCCAUACAAGGAACUCAAGCGUGAUGUUGCCAACGAGGUCAUCAUGUAG